Messenger RNA from Suillus paluster, 2167 nucleotides. Its product is annotated as mitochondrial small ribosomal subunit Rsm22-domain-containing protein. The transcript has 7 exons. NCBI's taxonomy places the organism in Eukaryota, Fungi, Basidiomycota, Agaricomycetes, Boletales, Suillaceae. The record is from RefSeq and is a predicted model, not a curated record. Bases 38 to 1948 code for a protein of 636 amino acids. Gene Ontology annotation, molecular function: structural constituent of ribosome; methyltransferase activity. Gene Ontology annotation, biological process: translation. Gene Ontology annotation, cellular component: mitochondrial small ribosomal subunit.
CUUGACCUGAGUGGGUCACCUCCUCAAGGCUACUAAGAUGCUUCGAGGUACAUCCGCUACUCUGCGCAUCCUUGCGCACAGUACUCGUCAUGUUAGCCCCCCAUUUUCAACGUCAGCGGUUGCGGCGUCAACCCAGCCCAACGCAGCUCUGGACAUCGACCCCUCGCUAAAGGUGCUUUUGCAAGACAUAGAUAUCUCUUUGACAAGCCAUAAGCACAUAAUGACAAAGAGACCCCCACGCGAGCUUGAAACUGUGGCGAUUGAGGACCUGGAGGAGGCUGAGGACGCGGAGGACUUCGUUGAAGAUCACUCUGAGCGUAGCGAGCACCGCAAGUCUCCUGCAGCACGGUUUGGGAGCAAAAAAAUCGGUGCUGUUGUUAUGCCCACUGAAUUGCAGAAGUCGAUCACUGCUCUGAUAGAUGCUUCUGACAAGAUACAGCUGCACAGUGAUGCAACGCGUCUCUUCUUUGAUGAGAGCGAAGGAUGGGAUCACUCGUACGACGUGAAAUAUCGCUCUUAUAAGCAAGGGGCGCGACACUCCGACCGUGACGGGACAGCAUUCGCGUCGGUCGUUCUUCCUGCACAUUAUUCUGCCAUUUGUGCUGUGCUUCAUCAAGUUAAGCACAGAUUAGGUCCGGAAUGGAAUGUACAACGCGUCAUAGACUGGGGCGCAGGUACAGGCAGUGGAUUAUGGGCAUCGAUGAAUACCUUUCAGAAGCCCAAUAUCACUUCCGAGGAACCGCGCCUCUCCACAUCCAAUAUCUUUAUAUACCUCGGUAUCGAUAAACGCGAGGGACUUGUUGCAAUAGGCAAACGUCUACUGAGAGAUACAGACUUGGGCGCCCUGAGCGCAACCUGGCAAAAGUCUUUCCGGGAAGAUGAUAUAAUUAAGCGAACAGAAGGGCGUGAUACUCUCGCCCUGUCUGCUUUCAUGCUUUCAACUCUACAGACACCCCUGGCGAGGAAGAAGUUCGUGAAAGAGUUGUGGGAAAGUGGAGCACACACCAUCGUUCUUAUUGAUCACAAGACCAAAGCUGGGUUCCAGAACAUUGCAGAAGCACGCGAAUAUCUCCUUGAGAUGGGGCGUAAAGAACUCAAUGACCCCGAAACCGCAGAUUGGCCUGUUCGCGGUGCCCAUGUUGUUGCUCCUUGUCCGCACGAUGGUUCAUGUCCUCUCUAUUCUGGGACAUCUGUGAGCCUAGUGUGUGGCUUCUCCCAACGCCUGCAACGUCCACCCUUCGUUCGUCUCACGAAGCAUGCACGCGAGGGUCAUGAAGACAUCGAGUAUUCUUAUGUUGCGAUUCAACGCGGGCCGCGCCCAAGUACAGUGGGUGAAGGCCUUGCCACGCAGAUGGGCAGUAUAGGACGCGUUGGUGCUGUCGGCCGAGAGGAGGCAGAGCAGAUCAGACUAAAGGAAGAGAGGGUGACGAAGGAGCUUGUGCUCGACACAAAUCAUAUUGAGACGAGACAUGAAGUUGAAACAACUGACCGCACUACUGCGGACAUUAUACCAGCUGAAAACUCAGAGGAGGUCGAAGCCGCGCUGCGACACGAGGCAUUCCAUUGGCCACGACUUGUCUUCCCACCUUUGAAGAAGAGCGGGCACAUCAUCAUUGAUGCAUGCACUUCGGAAGGCAAAAUCAUGCGUCUCACUAUUCCGAAGUCCCAAGGUAAACAACCAUUUUAUGACGCACGGAAAUCAUCCUGGGGUGAUAUUUUCCCUCAUCCGCCAAAAAAUCGACCACAGGAGAGGAUCCAGUCUACACGGGCAAAAGGUGAAGGUGGGUCAAGGGGAGAUGAUAUUGGGAAGAGGUCAAAGGGCCGGGACCGUCCGAAAGGCGAGAAAAGUUAUUCAAAUGUGGGGGAGGCAUUGAAGGAGAGGAAGAAGGCUUCCAGACGCGAUCGUGCAGUGCAGAAGGAAGACUUCGCAUUGCUUACUGAGCGAUAGUGGAAAUCAUUUUUCUUGUUUGGAUCUCUUGCAUUUGCUCUGCUCAUCUCCCACCAAUCACCCUCCCACCAAUCACACGUUACUUACGCUACUUCAAUUUAAGUAAUGUAUCACCAGUAUCAUUCUCAUCGAACUUAGUGUUGCUCCACUCAGUCAGGGAAACCUAACGAACCGUCACCUAGAUGUGACCAGUGAAAUAUAGGUUUCGUGGUCUACUAC